Messenger RNA from Pocillopora damicornis (cauliflower coral), 1396 nucleotides. RefSeq lists its product as uncharacterized. The record is from RefSeq and is a predicted model, not a curated record. NCBI's taxonomy places the organism in Eukaryota, Metazoa, Cnidaria, Anthozoa, Scleractinia, Pocilloporidae.
AUAAUGGCGCUAGAAACUGUGAGCUGCUUCUUUGAUGGUUACCGGAAAAAUGGAAAAGAGGGUGAAAAUGCCUUGAAGUUAGUCCGAGAGAACAUAUCAAACUCAAUUAAGAGUUCCUCUCUAGGAAAGUACUCGAAAUACUGUGAUGUACCAGAAGACGAAAUAAAUAACUGGUUGGACUCUUUACUGGGGAAAGAUCGUUUGAAUGUGGAGCAAAAAAAUGAAAUACGAUGUCAGCUUUGUCAGUGUUUGAAGAGAAUUGAUGAAAAGUCUUGCAUAGCUUUGUGGAAAUACUGGCUUCGACCGGUUACAAAUCCCAUAUCGGCAUUACUCAUCGUUGAUGCUCAAAAUGACUUCAUGAGUGGGUCUCUGGCAUUAAAGCACUGCCCUGCUGGUGAAGAUGGUGAGGAAGUAGUGGCAGUGAUAGAGGAUCUGUUGUCUAAAAAUCUAUUUAAAGUUGUUGGUUACACAUUUGACUGGCAUCCACCAGAUCAUUGUUCCUUUAUCGACAAUGUGUCAUUGUAUCCUCUGCACUCCACUAGUCCUGUAAGUUCAGCACAAGCCAAACUAUUUGAUGUUGUGGUUUAUGACAAACUUCCUCUCAUCAAUCAAAUUUUGUGGCCAAGACACUGUGUUAUAGACAGUUGGGGAGCUGAGCUCCACAAAGGAAUCAAGCCUCCUGGUAAAGAUGAUAUCACAGUGAAGAAAGGAAGCAAUCCCCGUAUUGACAGCUAUUCUGCAUUUUGGGAUAAUGCUGACUGUGUCCAGACGUCGUUAUUUGUUGAUCUUCUCAAACGGGGUGUUACAGAUGUCUACUUGUGUGGUUUAGCUUUUGAUGUUUGUGUGAAACAUUCAGCAGUUGAUGCUUUGGAGCAAGGGUUUAAAACUCAUGUUAUAGUGGAUGGCUGUCGUGGAGUGUCACCUGAUGGAAUUGCCGAAACAAGGAAGGAGUUUUUAAAGAAUAGAAUUGUGCUAAUUGAAUCUAAUAAGGUGGAAGAUGCACUCAGGGACAAGAAAGAGCAAGGUCAUAAAGUGGCUUGAAAGUAAUAUCAGCAGGCAAUUUCUGCUUCCUAAUAUUUCUUUACUUUAUUUUGAUGAGUUUUUUUAUACUUUUUUUACUACUAACUUAUGGUGCAGAUUCUGUCUGGAUUACUAGGAGGACAGUCAGGUUUGGUUAAGAAUUAAAUUAAUAUUGGUGUGCAAGAUUAAAUUAUAUAGAGUCACAUUUUGCUUGAACAAAAGUUUUAUAGCUCUUGUGUGUUGUUGUGUGAAGUUAUUAGGCAAGACCAAGUCAAAAUUUGACAGCAACUGUGCAACUUUUUAGUAAUUUAUAUCUGAUUUGAAGAUAACAAUCAACUAUACAGUUUAUACCAUGCUGGUCAAGUUUUUCAGGGAC